AUAUCUUAAUUAGUGUGAAUGCUGAAGGCAUUUUAUUAAAAAAUGUUAUUAAAGUUAUUAUUAGUGGGCUGUGCUCACCACCCCACUAUGGACACCUCCAUAGCAGAGCUAUGGGUCUGACACCGAUCUGACUCGGUGUGCUAUCAUUCAGUUUUCCAGAAUAUUAAUUUGCGAAAACUGCGAAAAAUUUCCCAUAAGGAAUGAAUGGGACGAGGUCAAAAAAGUCACAAAUCUUCAGCAUGUCCUACUCUGGCAUACAUUCACCUAGAAAUACCAUUCAAAGUUUAAAACGUAGGCACAAGUCCUGGCUGUUUGAAUUGUGUAACCUUUUUCAUACAAUGUGUAGUUUUUGAAUGCUGAGUUUUUGAGGCAGAGACUAAAAAAAAACUCAGUAAUUUUCUCUUUCUGUGACAAUCCUGGCCACAAAUUAUGCUCAAAAACAGUGAUAUUUAUCAAAUUUGUAGCCAUACUUGUCUUCUUUCUCCCAAUAUGUCUACUUUAUCAGUAGGAUUUACGAUUUUUGAAUUAUCUGCCAAUAACCGACAGGAGUAGCUCUCAACUGCUCCAUUCACUCCAAUGUAAAUCGGGAAGAGGAUUUUUGAAACUGCACCCUUUUUUAAAUCGCUCCUAUUACCACAUUUCUGAAACGAGGACCACAAAACUUGAUGAGUGUGUAAAUCUAUUUAAUUGAUUAUGGUCAUGUGGAGGUGAGCCGGUCUUUUCUUGUUUGUUUUAUAAGUGUAGGUUAGCUACGUGCAUUUCAGAUGGAGACAAUUGUUCAAAUGCUGUGCAAGGGGAUAGAAUAUUGUUUCAUUAUUAUUACUGAGUUAAAUGUGAGAACUCAUGACAAUUUUUUUUUUUUUUUUUUUUUUUGAGUUACUACGUCCUUUUUGGCCACUCUCGGCACCGGUACCUAGUCACAUCCAUGGAAUAGACGCGCAACAACAUCCGAACGGCAGCUGACCGGGAUUUGGUUCACCUGUCCGCGGAACACCUGUGGCAGCGAGCCCGGUGUCAGACCUCAGACGGCACGAGCAGCAGGAACUGUCGGUGCGAUACUCGGGCUCACCUGUGGAGCCAAAAAAAAACACCGUGAUUUACCGCUGCGAGGAGAAGCCCGGCGGGCUGCCGACAGCUGUUAGGACAUCUGGAAUCACCAAGGCAUGAGAAUGAACGAGAAGCUCGAUGGAUUUCAGACCAUCCGAGAAGUGCUCACGCAGCAAAGUAAAGAUGUCGAGGACGAGGAUGGGAAGCUGACAGAAGACGACGAGCCCAGAGCCUGCGGUGUGUGUGGUGACCUGGCCAAGGGUUACCACUUCAAUGCCUUGACCUGUGAAGGCUGCAAAGGCUUCUUCAGGCGUGCCAUAAAGAGGUCGACGCAGCUCCGAUGUCCGUUCCUGAAUAAAUGCAGCAUAACCAAAAACAACCGCCGGUCGUGUCCGGCCUGCCGCUUCCGUAAAUGCCAGGCCAUAGGCAUGAAAAGAGAAAUGGUCAUGUCUGAGGUGGAGGUACUGGAGAGGAGGAUCCGCAUCAAGCGGAAGAAGAAGGUGGACACAGCGGUGCAGCUCUCCUCCCAACAACAGGAGACCAUUCAGGAGCUGCUCUGCGGCCACCGCAGCUCGUUCGACUCUGCAUUUUACCGCUUCAGUGGCUUCAGGCCUAUGGACAGAAACAUCCAUCGUAUGAGUGAGGACGACCAGUCCCCAUGUGAGCCUUCCUCCACCUCCUCCUCCUCCUCCUCCAGUCUCUCCGGUCCCUUUGACAAACAAGAGAACGUAGAUGGCAACCCAGACAGAAAAAGUGUUUUCACCGCUCUCCCACAUGUGACUGACCUCGUAACUUACAUGAUCCAAGACAUCAUCAGUUUCUCUAAAAGUCUCCAGGACUUCCGGUCUUUAAUCAUGGAGGACCAAAUCGCCCUGUUGAAGGGGGCCACGUUUGAAGUGAUGCAGAUCCGCUUCAACAUGGUGUUCAACGCAGAAAAAGGCAUCUGGGAAUGCGGCAACAUAAUAUACUGCAUAGAUGACGCUGUACGAGAUCGUCCAGGUGUGCAGCAACACAGUGUGAUUGACAAGCUUCAUGAAAACUUGGGGCUGACACUGAAAACCUGGAUUGACUGCAAGAGAAGAGGCCCAGAAAAGCACUUGCUCUACCCCAAAGUGAUGGCCUGUCUCACCGAGAUGAGGACAAUGACUGAGGAGUACAGCAAACAGGUUCUGCAGAUCCAGGACAUCGAGCCUGACGUCAUCUCUCCCCUCAUUAUGGAGAUAGUCAGUUGAAAAACAUUCUUCUAAUACUGACGUCUACAUGGACAGCUCCAGCGCUCGGGGUCGGCACUUGCGUUAUUUGAUAAUGACGACCCCUAAACCGAAAACCAGCAGCUAGUAUUCUGGUUUAGCUGUUGUAAAAAUGCAUCAAAAUACUAAAGAAGCAUUCCUGUCAUGUAACAGUCUUAUCAUCCUGAACAGAUGAAAGUGGUUGUUAGCCUCACAGUCUGAGCCAGUCGAGUCCGGCUCAAAUGUGAGCUAUCUAGACAGUGUGCACAUGUUGUGUUUCUAUGAAUGAAUGUGGACUUAACGUGGGAUUCAAACGGUUUUGUUGCAAUGUUUCCCACAGAAUUGUAGGAGAACAUGAAGCGUGUACAGUAUUUUCUCAGAGAAAGGAAAGAGUCGUUGACAAUCUUUGCUUUUUAUAUUUGUUACCUCAGGUCAAUUUUUUUUUAACGCCGUCAAGUGAUACAGAAAUGCUCGUACACAAAUUGUAAACAAGGCUGAUUAAAAUAUUCCACAAAUUGGGCGUCCCACCAUCUCAGUUGGUAGAGCAGGCGUCCUUGCUGCAGUGACCCAGGGUCGAGUCCAACCUGUGGCCCAGCGCUGCAUGCCACCCAUCUCCCCUCCUCCUCAUCCCAUCACCCCUCACUCAAUACUGUUCUAUCAAUAAAGCCAUGAAAAGGCCAAAAAAAUACAGAAGAUUUAAAAAAAAAAAAAAAAAAGCGUGUGAUGGUGCUUCCGGAGUAAUUAACAGCAUAGUAGGACAAAUGUUGCCCCUCUGUGGUCAUACUGAGACAAAGGAUAACAAACAUGUAACACAACUCAUAUGUUCGUGUCAAAACUUGGUCCUAAUGUUUGAGAUAUAGGUCAAGAAAGGAGGACAUAAAGAUUGGUGUUAAGGAGCUAAAGCAUUAGCGAUGAUAUGUAAGUUUGAUUCUUAAAGGAA
Messenger RNA from Acanthopagrus latus (yellowfin seabream), 3216 nucleotides. It is a transcript of the gene nr1i2, whose product is annotated as nuclear receptor subfamily 1, group I, member 2. The transcript is spliced from 9 exons. Gene Ontology annotation, molecular function: RNA polymerase II cis-regulatory region sequence-specific DNA binding; zinc ion binding; nuclear receptor activity. Gene Ontology annotation, biological process: cell differentiation; positive regulation of transcription by RNA polymerase II; negative regulation of transcription by RNA polymerase II. NCBI's taxonomy places the organism in Eukaryota, Metazoa, Chordata, Actinopteri, Spariformes, Sparidae. Bases 1164 to 2279 code for a protein of 371 amino acids. The record is from RefSeq and is a predicted model, not a curated record.